AUGCCCCGAAUCAAAUUCGAAGAUGGGGAUAGCAAGUUGUCUUUUCCUACUGAUACAGGUGGAAUGGAAGUCGUUGAUCUAUCUAAACUUCUAGCCUCUGAUCUUGCAAACCUUUGUAAAAGUUAUGGUCUCAGGGUUUCGAAGCGAUGCAGCAGUGAAUAUUUGAAAGUUCUGAGGGCAUUUUCCAAUGACCCAUCGCAGUGGAGUAUUAUCGACAUGAAUGUCAACUCCUCUACGAGUCCCUCGCGGAAAAAGCAGAAAACGGUGAAAUCCAGUCGUGGACUUGAUCAAGAAAUGGAAUUGCUCCAGAGUAAAGGUGCCGAUAUUGAGAUCUGGUUGAACAGGAUUGAUUCAUUGGUUGACGAUCCUUACGGGAUCGUCACAGUCAACACUUCGACCUUGAGUGCGGUCUCUGUGUCUGCGAUAUCAUCUCUUACAGCACCUUUACCUCAGACUUCUGCAAAUAUUCUCAUGACUAAUGCAGCACCUUUAUCUGUACCAUUUUUCCGGGAAAGGCUCCUUGCACUUCAGUCGAACGACAAAGCCUUUGUAGAAACUUUCACUGUGGCCCUUGCGGGAUACCAGGCCAUUACCUUCACUUCUGCAGAUAUUCGAGAAUUUCCCGUUCUGGAAAUGCCUCGCUCGCCUCAUCAGUAUUUAGUGAAGCUGUUGAGUGUGUGGGACAACAGCUUUCCUACUUGGGAGUCGCAAGCUUGUCCCUCGGUUGGAGGGGUCAGAAUACCUGCAAAAUAUUGGAAAAUUGUUUUUUCAAAGGCAGGGCAUUGGAAAAUUGGGAGAUAUCGAAUGCAAUGGCAUCAAUGGAAGCUGUUGAUUGAGGAAUUGCAAAGUCACGAUAAUUGUCCUGAAUUGCUUUGUGAAAUCUAUGCAAAGAAUAUGCAUCCUGUGACCAUCAGCAACAUUGCCCUUGCAAUCCGGAGACACAGACUGCAGCGUACCAAAGACUCUAAUGACGAGCUUUUGGCUCAAGCGGGAGACGUUCGAGAGAAUCUCCUUCGAGACGUUACGCGCACUGUAUUCGUAGAAAGAAUAUAUUUCUACCAUAGUGGAACCCUGUGGAACCCUGCUUUCUUCCGUGAAAUGGUGCAGACCCAGGGGUCCGCCAGUAAUGAUUUCGAUGGUAAAAACAGGAAAUGCUUGACUAAGGCUGGACGGAAGCGCAAAACGAAACUGCAAUCCAAUCACAAAAAUGUUACAACCGUAGCAUCAUUUUCUCUGCUUUUGACCCAAACUCCUGUGGAACUGCACGAACCUGACAUUCCAUUGUUCAAGCACACGACGGAUCGAGCAGUGAGUUAA
Messenger RNA from Lentinula edodes (shiitake mushroom), 1317 nucleotides. RefSeq lists its product as uncharacterized. The record is from RefSeq and is a predicted model, not a curated record. The transcript is spliced from 6 exons. Lineage: Eukaryota; Fungi; Basidiomycota; Agaricomycetes; Agaricales; Omphalotaceae. Bases 1 to 1317 code for a protein of 438 amino acids.